UAUGGGGACAGCAACCUAGAGGACUGUAUAGCUGCUGCUGAGCAUGACAUAGAGAGACAGAGAGAGAAGAGAACAGAAGGGAAAGGCUUGGAGGGGAACUCACUACCACCACCUCUGUCCACAGCAGAGUCUGUUAGCUACCCAGCUAUACAGCCAUGUUCGGCAAAUUGAAGAGGAUGUUUAUCCCCCAACCCCCAGCAGCCCCGGUCUCUGCUCCAGCCUCGGCCUCUGCCUCAGCCACGGCCUCUGCCUCUGCCCCAGCCGCGGUCCCUGUCCCAGCCGUGUUCCCUGCCCCAGGCGCGGCCUCUGCCGCGGUCCCUGCCCCAGCUGUGUUCCCUGCCCCAGGCGCGGCCCAUGCUCCAGCCCUGGCCACAGUCCCAGCUCCUACACCUGCUAAGGAACAUAAGCCUGCAGAUAAAGAAAAUGGGGCCAAGAAAGAGGACAAACCAGCAGCAGAGCCUGCACAUAACCCAGCCCCGGCCACAGCCACUGCCCCGGCCACAGCCACUGCCCCGGCCCCAGCCACUGCCCCAGCAUCUGCUGCCGCUCCAGCUACAGCCCCAGCCGCUACCCCAGCCAACCCUGGCCAGGAGGGAGCAGAGGGAGAAGAAGUUCCCCCUCCUCCACCACCUCCUAUAGUGGUAAAUAGGUACUCUGAUGAUCAGCUCCGGGUCAUAGUGAAGAGGAUGAGAGAGAGAACAGAAAUAUACAGCGAGAAGCUCAUAGACCCACACGCUUCCUCACCUGAAUUCAGCCCUCCAGUCACUCCCAUUUAUGGAAAAAACGAUUAUGAAAUAUUAAUUAAAGAGAGGCUAAUAAAAGAAGAGCAAGAUAGGAUAAAGAAAGAAGAGGAAGACUUAAAAAAGAGAGAGGCGGCAGAGAGGAAAAAGCAGGAGAUGGCGGAAAAGAAAGCGGCAGAGCAAAAAGCGAAAGAUGAAGCAAAAGCAUCGGAGCCUGUGGUCAAACCAACUUUUGGCCAGGAAGUUGCCGCCUUCCUUGACAGGAGGCUAAAACCUAUUGAGGAUGCGAUGGACUCAGUGCUGCCAUCCACCAUAGAUCCAUUCUCAGAUCGUGCGUACAUCGUGUGGCUCACUCUGGUGACUCUGGCCUUCAACUACAACACCUGGUUCAUGACGGCUCGUCUGUGUUUCCCCUACCACACCCCGGAGUGGAUCCCUUACUGGAUAGCCAUGGACCUUGUGGCUGAUUUCAUCUAUCUCAUUGAUUCAAUCUUCUUCCAGGCCCGCAAGCAGUUCGUCAAAGGAGGGGACGUGGUUAAAGACAGGAUUAUAACCAAAGCGUACUACAGAAACUCUGAGAGAUUUAAGAUGGACAUGAUAGCAAUGGCACCCAUAGACUUGCUAUGCUUCCAUUUCGGAUACAAAUCCAUCUUCAGAUUCAAUCGAAUGAUAAAGGUAGACACAUUCUUUGAGUUCAGUGAUCGUCUGGAGAGCCUCAUGUCCAAGGCCUACAUUUGGAGAGUGGUCCGCACCAUUGGCUACCUGCUCUUCAUGCUCCACCUUAACGCCUGUGCCUACUACGUGGCCUCGGCCUACCAGGGCAUCGGCAAGACCACAUGGGUCUACACUGGCAAAGGCAACGCUUACCUGAGCAGUUUCUUCUAUGCGGAGAAAUCCCUGCUGAUGAUCGCAGAGUUGCCAUUUCCCGACACCUUAUUCGGCCAGGUGUUUCAGAUGGCCAACUAUUUUUUCGGCGCCUUCUUUUUGUCCAUCUUUCUUGGCCAGAUGAGAGAUGUCAUUGGGGCAGCCACCGCAGGCCAGACCUACUUUCGUUCCUCCAUGGACAACACGGUGUAUUAUAUGGUGUCAAAUAACAUCCCCAAACUGUGUCAGAACAGAAUACGCACCUGGUACAACUACACCUGGGACGCCCAGGGUAUGCUAGAUGAGUCUGAGCUGCUGGAGCAGAUGCCUCUGGUCAUGAGGACAGCCAUUGCUGUUGACAUCAACCUGGCUACCUUCCAGAAAAUUGAUCUAUUUAAGGGUUGUGAUAACCAGAUGUUGGUAGACAUGUUGCUGAGGCUUAAGUCUAUUAUAUAUCUACCUGGGGACUUUGUGGUGCAGAAGGGAGAUAUUGGUAAAGAGAUGUACAUAAUCAAGUCUGGAGCAGUGCAGGUGGUUGGUGGACCAGAUAACUCCAUUGUGUUCGUUACACUGAAGGCUGGCUGUGUGUUUGGAGAAAUCAGCCUGUUGCAGUCGUCUAAAGAUGGCGGGAACAGGAGGACAGCUAAUGUCAAGGCUCACGGCUUUGCUAACCUGUCCGUCCUGGAAAAGAAGGAUCUCUUUGAAAUUCUGGUCCACUACCCAAUGGCUCAGAAAGUUCUGGCCAGGAAAGGAAAGAAACUGAUGAAGGCUAAGGGUCCAGCUGCUGCUAAGGCUGUUGAAGAUAAAAAGAAAGGACUGGCGCUGUUCGGACCCAAACCCCCCACUCCUAAAAUGCUGCGUGUCUUUGGGGGCGGCAAAGGCUUUUUGGAGAAACUCAAGCAUGCCACUCAAAAUCAACAAGAUUGAGAAUAUCAAACUGCAUCGUUUCUCAUAUUUACUACUUUUGUGGUGAAUUUGCAGUGCAUUAUUGUUCAAUCCCCUCUUUACACUCACAGCUGAAUGACCAGUAUGUGAGUGUGUGUACAGAACACUAUUUUGAGGGAUUCUACUACCCUCUCGCAUACUAUCCUUUAGAAUUGUUUAAUCUUUCAAAACUUUAUUAAGAUGUGCAAUAUUUAAAGACAAGACAAAGUGGAAAAAACGAAUAUGUCUAGAAGUAUUUUGAUUGUUUUUCUUUUCAUAUCAAUUAUAAAUGAUAUUUCAGGUUUAGAAACUGUUAUAUUUUGGACCAAUCACAAUUUUUAUUUGCCAAUACACAGCUCAUGUAGUUUGUGGUGACAGUUAUGGAUGCAGUGCCAAUCAAAGGAUUUAUUUGUCUGUGUAACGGGUGGGUAACAGUUUAGCUACGAAACAAGCUACUUAAGUGACAUUUAAUACGAUCUGUCUGCUUUGUAAGAUACACAUUUACCUAAAUAAAUCAUUUCUCAUUUACUAACGA
Molecule: messenger RNA, 3063 nt
Organism: Salvelinus fontinalis (brook trout)
Lineage: Eukaryota; Metazoa; Chordata; Actinopteri; Salmoniformes; Salmonidae
Product: cyclic nucleotide-gated cation channel beta-3-like
Exons: 18
Coding region: 156-2531 (791 amino acids)
Biological process (GO): monoatomic cation transmembrane transport
Cellular component (GO): plasma membrane; intracellular cyclic nucleotide activated cation channel complex; photoreceptor outer segment
Molecular function (GO): intracellularly cAMP-activated cation channel activity; cGMP binding; protein-containing complex binding
Source: RefSeq, a predicted model, not a curated record